Molecule: messenger RNA, 1426 nt
Organism: Anarrhichthys ocellatus (wolf-eel)
Lineage: Eukaryota; Metazoa; Chordata; Actinopteri; Perciformes; Anarhichadidae
Gene: tspan13b
Product: tetraspanin 13b
Exons: 6
Coding region: 118-729 (203 amino acids)
Cellular component (GO): membrane
Source: RefSeq, a predicted model, not a curated record
UUCUUUCCAGGUUCGACCUGCUGCAGAGCAACCGUCUAUUCCUGCGGGCUUGUGUUUGUCUGGAUCUGAUCUCUGGAGCUGAAACAUUUGUUUAAAUUGGUUGAUUUAUUGACCAAGAUGGGCUGCGCUGGAUUCACCUGCUCCAAACACUCCCUGUGCGCGCUCAACAUCCUCUAUGUUAUGGUGAGCCUGCUGAUGAUCUGCAUCGCAGCAUGGGGGAAGUGGUUCGGUCUGGUCUCCAGUUUCCAGGUGGUGGGAGGCAUCAUCGGUGUGGGCGUCUUCCUCUUCUUUGUAGCCCUGGCUGGCCUCAUCGGGGCCAUGAAGCAUCACCAGGUCCUGCUCUUCUUCUACAUGGUUGUUCUGUUCAUGGUGUUUAUUGUGCAGUUCUCUGUUUCCAGUGCCUGCUUGGCCAUCAACAGAGAGCAACAGGAUCGCCUGCUGGAGGUGGGCUGGAAUAACUCUCAGAGCACUCAGAGGGAUGUGGAGAAGAGCCUCAACUGCUGUGGCUUCAAACAGGUGGACCCCAACCUCACUUGUGACGCUGCUUGUUUCCCCAACCGCUCCUGUCUGCCCUGUGCAGAUAAGAUCCAGGAACAUGCUGGGGAGGUUCUUCACUUCGUAGGAGGGAUCGGACUCUUUUUCAGCUUUACUGAAGUUCUGGGGGUGUGGCUCACAUAUCGCUACAGGAACCAGAAGGACCCCCGAGCAAACCCCAGUGCUUUCCUGUGAGACAGCAUCAGCCCAUCUGCACUGUCACCUCACCACCUCUAUGGACCUUCUCUGGGCUUUAACUGUAGAUACAACACUGUCCUGUGUGUUUCCACUGAUUGUUGCAGUGAUGCUCUUUUGACAUGAUGUGUUUGGUUUGUCAAGAGUGAGAUGUGCUCUUAAAACAAGUGGUUGUGUGUGAAGGAACAGCACACAUGUUGCCUCCAGUGUGACAGCUCUGCCUAAGAAAGUGUCUAAACAUAUGCAGUUAGUACACUGAGGAGUUGUGGGUGUAAAAGAGGCAAUAUUGUUCCAGCAGUCUGUUGUAUAUUCCAAAAGUAUUCAUGCAGCCUGCCUGAUGUUGACCCUGAACACUGUUCUUUUCCCUUUGUUGCUGUUGUUUGUCUGCCUAACUGAAUGCAAUAAUGUCAACUACUACUCUGCAUAUUGAUAUGACUACAUUAUUUUGACCAUCUGUGAAGUAUGGAUAUUGUGUGWGKGUGUGUGUGUGUGUGUGUGUGUGUGUGUGUGUGUGUGUGUGUGUGUGUGUGUGUAACUGGUCUACCAGUGUGUCUUGCUCCUGGCUGCGUGUGGUACUCUUUUGCAAAUAUGAGCUACUAUGAGAGCUGUAAUGAUGUUUCUGUAAACAACCUGUUUGAGCCUUUGUACUGUACACCACAAUAAGACACCGAUGGAUAAAAAUACCUUUUUCCCUGGA